AUGUGGCAAGCUAGCAACGUCUAUGCCAUCUGCGGGUUUGCCGCCAUCGGCGGCGGCCUUUUCGGCUUCGAUAUCAGCUCCAUGUCGGGCGUCCUCGGCACUCAGGCGUACAAGCGCUACUUCAACAACCCGGUUUCGUACGCCCAGGGAGGCAUCACGGCCGCCAUGCCUGCGGGCAGUCUGGUCGGCUCGCUGGGCUCGUCCUUCAUCGCCGACAAGUUCUCGCGCAAAGUGGCCCUGCAGAUCUCGUGCGUCCUCUGGAUCAUCGGCUCCAUCCUCAUGGCGGCCGCCCAGAACGUCGCCAUGCUCUGUGUCGGCAGAGUCAUCUGCGGCCUGUGUGUCGGCAUCGCCUCGUCCAUCGUGCCCGUGUACCAGUCCGAGAUCGCGCCCAAGGAGAUCCGGGGACGGGUGGUAUCCCUGCAGCAGUGGGCUAUCACUUGGGGCAUCUUGAUCCAAUACUUCAUCCAGUUCGGGGCGGCCGAGGGCAUCGGUGGCGGAUCCAAGGACCCGAACCAGCCGACAGCUGCCUUCCGUAUCCCCUGGGGAGUCCAGAUGGUCCCGGCCGUCGUCCUGCUGAUCGGCCUCUUCUUCUGUCCCUACAGCCCGCGCUGGCUUGCCUCUAAAGACCGCUGGGACGAGGCCGUGCGGGUGCUCGCCAACCUCCACGGCAAAGGUGACCUUAACCAUCCCAAGGUCCUCGCCCAGUACCAGGAAAUUCAGGAAGCCCUGAGGUUGGAGAGGGAGCAGGCCGAGUCGUCCUUUAGCACGCUCGUCCAGCCGAGGAUACUCAAGCGUGUCGCUCUGGGCAUGAGCAUUCAGAUGUGGUCCCAGCUCAGCGGAAUGAACAUCAUGAUGUACUACAUUGUCUACAUUAUGGAGGGUGCCCAGAUUGCUUCUCCGCUCGCGACCGCAUCAAUCCAAUACGUGAUCAACGUCGCCCUGACGCUACCCGCUAUCCUCUUCCUCGACAAAUGGGGCCGCCGUCCUUCUCUGAUCCUCGGUGCCUUUGGCAUGAUGACCUUCCUCUUCGUUUCGGGCGCCCUCCAGCAGUACUACGGCCAGCCCAACACCGACGAGACCCGGACGCCCCAGAACAGCGACAUCAGCUGGAUCGUCAGCAACAACCGGCCCGUCUCCUCCGGCAUCGUCGCGUGCUCCUAUCUCUUCGUCGCCACCUUCGCCACGACCUGGGGUCCCGUCUCGUGGAGCUACCCGGCUGAGAUCUUCCCGAACAAGGUCCGUGCCAAGGCGGUCUCGCUGGCGACGGCGGCCAACUGGUUCUGGAACAUGGUACUGGCCUUCGCCGUCCCGCCUCUGCUGUGGAACAUCUCGUACAAGAUGUACUACAUCUUUGGCGCCUUUAACGGCGCCGCCUUUAUCCACAUGACCCUGUUGGCGCCCGAGACAAAGGGCUUCACCCUCGAGGAGAUGGACGAGGUGUUUGACUCGGGCCGGCCCGCCUGGAAGAAGUACAAGAAAUCGAGCAAGCUGGAAGAGCUGGCGCGCGAGAUCGAGGCCGGUAACCUUAAGGUUGCUGUUCCCAUCGGUGACCAGAACAAGGCUGCGGGCGAAAUUGUUACAUCCGAGAAGAAAGCGGAACCAUAGGCAGCUCAGGUCUAUGCUUGAC
Messenger RNA from Thermothelomyces thermophilus ATCC 42464, 1627 nucleotides. Its product is annotated as MFS sugar transporter-like protein. Gene Ontology annotation, biological process: transmembrane transport; carbohydrate transport. NCBI's taxonomy places the organism in Eukaryota, Fungi, Ascomycota, Sordariomycetes, Sordariales, Chaetomiaceae. The transcript is spliced from 6 exons. Gene Ontology annotation, molecular function: carbohydrate:proton symporter activity. The record is from RefSeq and is a predicted model, not a curated record. Bases 1 to 1605 code for a protein of 534 amino acids. Gene Ontology annotation, cellular component: membrane.